AUCGUUUUACCUGACGAUAUUGGAGAGUCUGCCUAAUCAAAGAAAUGUGUCAUAUGCCAUGCAAGACCCUGAUUUGUGUGUGUGCUGUGCUGCCAGUAUGAAGCUGUCAAGGUAGACCAGACUGGACACUGCAGGAUGCCUACAGGGUUCCAUCUGCCCCAGGCGUGGGCUGGUGGCUAUGAGGCCGCGACAAUGCUGAAGAUGUACACACAAUACAGCCAGAUUAUCAACUUCUCCGAGCUCCCGGACCCGGCGGAGGAAUGGGAGCUGGAGGACCUGAUCGGGGAGGGAACAUAUGGAGAGGUGUACAUGGCCAAGAACAAGAAGACAAGUGUCAAGGCUGCGGCGAAGGUGAUGGAGUCCAUCCAUGAGGUCCUGGAGGAGGUGGAGGAGGAGUUCCAGGUCCUCCGAGACCUCAGUUCACAUCCCAACAUCCCGGAUUUCUUCGGGAUGUAUCUCAAGCGGGAUGGAAGCUCUGAGGACCAGAUAUGGCUUGUGAUGGAGAUGUGUGGUGGUGGAACUGUAACAGACUUGAGCCGGGCUCUUAUCAAGGACAAUAAGAGACUGGAAGAAGGUCUCAUAGGCCACAUACUCAGGGAGACACUGAAGGCUCUGAACUAUCUCCACCGCAACAACGUCAUGCACAGAGACAUCAAAGGUCACAACAUCCUCAUCACGGAGUCCGGGGAGAUCAAACUAGUGGACUUUGGUGUGUCCGGUCAUCUCGAUCGAGCUCUAGGGCGACGGAAAACCCACGUUGGAACUCCGUACUGGAUGGCCCCUGAGGUUAUAGCCUGUGAGCAGCAGAUUGAAUACUCCUAUGACAUCCGCUGUGACGUGUGGUCCCUUGGGAUCACUGCCAUUGAGCUGGCUGAUGGAGCGCCCCCUCUGUCGGACAUUGACCCACGGAGAGCCCUUUUUAAGAUUGCCAGGUCACCGCCACCUACAUUCAAGCAGCCUGAUCUCUGGUCACAAAACUUAAAAGAUUUUGUUAAAAAAUGCCUGAUUAAAGAUUUUGAGGAAAGACCAUUCACAGAAGGUCUCCUGAACCAUCCAUUCAUAGAAGACCUGCCAGAAGACCCUACUGAGUGCAAGGAGAAACUGAUACAGUUGACAUCAGAGAUGGAGCGGACCAUCCACGAACCGGACAUUACAACCAAACAUGGCCGUAUGAAGUCACGGCGAGCAAGUCUACGGGAUGGGGUACAGACAGCAGAUGAUCUCGCAUCUCUCGAAACACUGGAUGAUGAGGUGAUUGUGUCCCAGCUAUUCAACAGGUACAGCCAGAAUCUCAUCUACACCUACAUUGGGGACAUCUUGUUGGCGGUCAACCCCUUCACAUUCAUGACGAUAUAUUCUGAUGAGUACUCUAAGAAGUACAUGAAUGCUCCGAAGGACAGCUUGCCUCCCCACAUCUUCGCUGUCGCCGACCAGUCCUUCCAGAUGAUGAUGCAUAAUAAACACAACCAGUGUAUUGUGAUCAGCGGGGAGUCUGGUGCUGGCAAGACAGAGAGUGCCAACCUCCUGGUCCAGCAGCUCACCCAGCUAGGCAAGGCACCCAAUAGAACGUUAGAAGAGAGGAUCCUGCAAGUCAAUCCUUUGAUGGAAGCCUUCGGUAAUGCCAAAACAGUCAUCAACGACAACUCCAGUCGGUUCGGGAAGUACCUUGAGAUGUUCUUCACAGCUCACGGGACUGUCAUGGGAGCCAAAAUCACUGAAUACCUGUUAGAGAAGUCUCGUGUCAUUCAUCAAGCAAAAGGAGAGCAAAGUUUCCACAUCUUCUACUACGUCCAUGAUGGCCUUAUCUCCAGUGACAACGACAAGUUCCACUUGAAGAAGAGCAAAGUUUACAAGUACCUCCAGGAGUACACAAGUGCUCCUCCUGACAUAGCCUCAUUGUCAGUACACCGGGUCAAGUUCAAGGCCAUCCAGACAUGCUUUGAUGUGAUUGGUUUCCAGAAAGAGGAGGUGUCGUCAGUGUAUGCCAUACUCUGUGGCAUCCUACACAUCGGCAAUAUGGAGUUCCAGGAGAAAGAGCUGUCCGACCACACCGGGGACUGCUGUGUCAUCAGUGACAGGAGUCUGCUUGACAUAGUGUCCUCGCUUCUUGGAGUAAACUCGGAGGACAUACAAGAAGCUCUCACUUCCACAGCAAUGGUAGCCAAGGGGGAGCUCAUCAUUCGCAACAACAGCUUGCGUGAAGCCUUCAAUGCCAGGGAUGCCAUGGCCAAGGCCCUGUAUGGCCGCCUCUUCAGUUGGAUUGUCAACAGGAUAAGUGCACUCCUCCGACCAACCAAAACAGAGAGAUCGGAUGAAGAUACCUUGGUGAUUGGGCUUCUGGACAUCUUCGGGUUUGAAAACUUCACACACAACUCCUUUGAGCAGCUUUGUAUCAACAUUGCCAAUGAACAAAUACAGUAUUACUUCAACCAGAACAUCUUUGUCUGGGAGAUGCAAGAGUAUCAUAAUGAAGGGAUUGAUGCCAAGGAUGUGAGCUAUGUGGACAACAGGCCCAUCCUGGACAUGUUCCUGAUGAAGCCCAUGGGUGUCCUGUGUCUGCUGGAUGAAGAGAGCAACUUCCCCAAGUCCUCCGACCAGACUCUCGUGGAAAAGUUCCACCAGAACAUCAACUCCCCCUACUACACAAGACCAAAGGCUGACAAUCUCAAGUUUGCUAUUGAGCAUUAUGCUGGCAAGGUGACAUACGAUGCUUCUGGCUUCCUGGAGAAGAACAGAGAUCGCCUUCCUGUUGAGAUUGUUGACAUCCUGCGUCAGUCCAGCAACCCUGUUGUCAAGGCUCUCUUCCAGACACCCCUCACAAAAACAGGAAACUUGGCUACGGGUAGUCUCAAGUCCAACUUCAACAGUAAGAAGUCCAGUGCAUUUAACUCUCCCAUGAGCACCAACAGUGGCUUCACGAUACAGAGUUACCAGCCUCAGAGCAGAUCGGCAUUUGGUGGCAGCAGGAUUUAUUUGAAUGCUCUUAAUGCAUCUGGAUCUACCAGCAUGACCCGGAUCCAGCAGACAGUGUCCACAUAUUUUCGCUUCUCCCUCAUGGACCUCCUGGCCAAGAUGGUGGCUGGCUCUCCACAUUUUGUCAGAUGUAUCAAGCCGAACGACAAAAAGGAUCCAGAACACUUUGAGUCUGAGAAGGUGAUGAUUCAGCUGAAGUAUACUGGCGUCCUGGAGACUACUCGCAUCAGGAGGCAGGGUUAUUCUCACAGGAUACAGUUCAGUGAGUUCCUCAAGAGGUACCAUGUGCUGUGUUUCCAGUGGAAUGAGAAGAUCCCCAUCAAUGCUGAGACCUGCACUGUCCUCCUGGAGAGGCUGGGACUUCAUCAGUGGGCCAUCGGCAGGACAAAGGUUUUCUUGAAGUACUACCAUGUGGAGGAAUUAGCUCGGAGGUACGAGAACUUCUACCAGAAGUUGGUUCUAGUCCAGGCAUGUGUGAGGCGCUGGCUCAGUCGAACCCGCUUCUACCGAAUGAAGUGGCAGCGAGACAAGGCAGUGCUCAUCAUGCAGAAAUUUGCCCGAGGAUGGCAUGUACGGAAGGAGUACCAGACAGUUGUACAGCAGAGACGCAGGGCAGCUGUUGUCCUACAGAAAUUGGCCCGUGGGUUACAUGCCAGGAAAGUGUACCAGCCAGUGAUCAAGCAGCGGCACUGUUCGGCUGUCACCAUACAAGCUGCAUACAGAGGCUACAUUACACGAAAACGGAUCAAGGAAGAAAAAAGAAAAGAAGACGAACAAGCAAGGAAAAUACAAGCAGUGUUCCGAAAGAAACAAACAAAGAAGCUGGUAGAGAGGGAGAAACGCCGGCAAGUGUAUUCAGCUGAGAGAGCAGCCACGAUCAUUCAGAGAUACUUCCGUAUGUGGCGCUCCAAGGUUUUCUAUGGACAGUUGCAGGAAUACAAGAACAAAAAGGAACUGGAACUAAUCUACUUUGGUCAACAGGUUGAAGCCUACAAUGCAGAUGCAACUGUCUGUAUGCAAAGAAAUAACAACAAGAGACGGGAGGUGUUCCCGUGGAGGUUGUGGUCUUGACACACGAUCACACAUCGGCAGCAGAGGUGAAGGUUGAGGACAAGCAGG
Haliotis rubra (blacklip abalone) is the source of this 4092-nucleotide messenger RNA. Its product is annotated as myosin-IIIa-like. Gene Ontology annotation, biological process: protein phosphorylation. NCBI's taxonomy places the organism in Eukaryota, Metazoa, Mollusca, Gastropoda, Lepetellida, Haliotidae. Gene Ontology annotation, cellular component: myosin complex. The record is from RefSeq and is a predicted model, not a curated record. Gene Ontology annotation, molecular function: protein kinase activity; cytoskeletal motor activity; ATP binding.